Molecule: messenger RNA, 3781 nt
Organism: Talpa occidentalis (Iberian mole)
Lineage: Eukaryota; Metazoa; Chordata; Mammalia; Eulipotyphla; Talpidae
Gene: USP38
Product: ubiquitin specific peptidase 38
Exons: 8
Coding region: 1273-3390 (705 amino acids)
Biological process (GO): protein deubiquitination; ubiquitin-dependent protein catabolic process
Cellular component (GO): nucleus; cytosol
Molecular function (GO): cysteine-type endopeptidase activity; cysteine-type deubiquitinase activity
Source: RefSeq, a predicted model, not a curated record
AAUAUCUAGUAAGAGAAUGUACUCCUUUCAUUUCUCUUGAAUCCAGCUAAGUGAGCUUUUACCACCGCUAUUCUGCCAGGACUUCCUCGUGCUUUCCAGUGUUGCUGAACCCUCAGCUUGUUCUCAGGCCUCCUGUCCUUGACUCGUUAGUGAUAUUUGACACAUUUGGUCACUCCUUCCUGAAACACUUUCCUCACUUUGGUUCCAAGACAUUAACUUUCCUGGUCACUGUUUUGGUUCACUGGCAUCUCGACCUCCUCUAGUAGAUCUUUCUAACAUUAGAGUGUAGUUGGCUUCAUCUUUGACUGAUUUUCUUCUCACCUGGUACUCACAUACUUACGUGUUCCAUGGCAUUAAGUAACGUCUCUAAGUUAAUGGCUACCAGGUUUUAUUUAGAGUUUAUUAUUCUGCCCUGGCUCUCAUAUUCACCUGUUUAGCUGUCUGUACUUGGAUCUCUGACUCAGCUGAUCCACAAUCUCACUCUUGAGUUUUCCCUCCCAGACUUGACCUUCCCCAUCUUACUAAAUGACUGCUCCAUCCUUACAUUUGCCCAGGCCAGAAACAUUAAAGCUGUCCUGCUGUUUUCAUUCUCUAUCAGCCUAUAUAGUGCAAAUCCUGUUGACUCGACCUUUCAAGUAUGCCAGACCUCUCCAGCUUUUAACAGCUACCUCACUAGCACCCUGGUCCGGAGUCAUCACCAUCCCUUGCUUCAUUAAUGGCUGUAGCCUCCCAAGUCUUGCCCUUGGUCGCCUGCAGAUGUCAUACUUGACCCUAAGUGAUCUGGCCCACUGCUGCUUCUCUCAGGCCGCCUCCCACUAUUAUCGCCUCAGCCCCUGUGCUUUACUUACCCUGUCCUCCUUGCAGUAACUUCAGCACAAGUGAGUGGAAGCCUCAGGGCCUUGCAGUGCAGUUUGCCCAGCUACAGUGCUCUCCUCCCAGGAUUCUGCCAGGCUCGCUCUCGUUCCCUUAAAUAUCUAAUAGUCAGAUGUCACCUUUUUCAUGAGGCUUUUUUAAAUACCACAUAUAAAAUAAAUCCCUUGCCACUCAGCAUAUUCUUUUCACCACAUCCUGCUUUAUGUGUCUCCAUGUACAAUUUUAUUACCUUCCACCCCCUAGACAGUAAGCCCUUAAAAGAUCAAGAGUUUUUUUUUUUUUGUUUUUUUUUUUGAUCCAGUGUUGUAUCUUCAGUGCCUUCAACAGUGCUGAGCAAUAGUUUUUAACCGACUUUGGUUCCCUCUUGUGAGACCUGGUGCUCUUGCUGUUCUUUCCCACAUGCUGCUUAGUUUUCAGCAUUCGCCAGAGGCUUUCCACUUGGUUGUUCCUCACGUAGUUAAUUUGGUUCACGCCUGCAAAUGUGAUGGCCUGCCAUCCAGUGCAGCCUUCUUAGUGCAGUUGACAGAAUUGAUACACUGCAUGAUGUAUCAUUACUCUGGAUUUCCAGAUCUCUACGAACCUAUUCUGGAAGCAAUAAAGGAUUUCCCUAAGCCCAGUGAAGAGAAGAUUAAAUUGAUUCUCAAUCAAAGUGCCUGGACUUCUCAAUCCAAUUCUUUGGCAUCUUGCUUGUCUAGACUUUCUGGAAAAUCUGAAACUGGGAAAACUGGUCUUAUCAACCUUGGAAAUACGUGUUAUAUGAACAGUGUUAUACAAGCAUUGUUUAUGGCCACAGAUUUCAGGAGACAAGUAUUAUCUUUAAAUUUAAAUGGGUGCAAUUCAUUAAUGAAAAAAUUACAGCACCUUUUUGCUUUUUUGGCUCAUACACAGAGGGAAGCAUAUGCACCUCGGAUAUUCUUUGAGGCUUCCAGACCUCCGUGGUUCACCCCCAGAUCACAGCAAGACUGUUCUGAAUACCUCAGGUUUCUGCUAGACAGGCUUCAUGAAGAAGAAAAGAUCUUGAAAGUUCAGCCCUCACACAAGCUUUCUGAAAGCCUGGGGUGCAGUGAAACUUCUUUACAAGAAAUGACCAGUAAGACGGCUGUCCUGACAGAGACCACUUGCACAAGCGAUGCUGAGAAGACUUUAAUAGAAAGAAUGUUUGGGGGGAAGCUACGAACUCACAUAUGUUGUCUGAACUGCAGGAGUACCUCACAGAAAGUGGAAGCCUUCACAGAUCUCUCACUUGCCUUUUGUCCUUCCUCUUCUUUGGAAAACCUGUCUUUUCAAGGUGCAGCGCCAUCGCUCAGUACACUCGAGGAUGGUUCUGGGCCAGCCAGCGUGCCCGGGCCUCUGCAGGACCUCGGAGGUUCUGAUCCAGCAGCCGCCUUCGUCUGUGACUCAGCGGUGACGGAAAGAAUGGUAGGCAGCCCCCCUGAUGAGUUUUGCUGUGCCGAGAACACCUCUGGCCCUGAUGAACCCAGCAGCAUUCUUGUUAAUAAAGAUGUACCUCAGAAACCAGGAAGUGAAACCACACCUUCAGUAACUGACUUGCUAAAUUAUUUUUUGGCUCCAGAAAUUCUUACUGGUGAUAACCAGUAUUAUUGUGAAAACUGUGCCUCUCUGCAAAAUGCCGAGAAAACUAUGCAAAUCACGGAAGAACCUGAGUACCUUAUUCUCACUCUCCUGCGAUUUUCAUAUGAUCAGAAGUAUCAUGUGAGAAGAAAAAUUUUAGACAACGUGUCACUGCCACUGGUUUUGGAGUUGCCAGUUAAAAGAACUACUUCUUUCUCCUCGUUUUCAGAAAGUUGGUCUGUAGAUAUUGACUUGACUGAUGUGAGUGAGAACCUCGCAAAAAAAUUAAAGCCCUCUGGGACUGAAGAAGCGAGCUGCCCCGCACUGGUGCCCUAUCUGCUCAGUUCUGUCGUCGUGCACUCUGGUGUUUCCUCCGAAAGUGGGCAUUACUACUCUUAUGCCAGGAACAUCACAGGAACAGAGUCUUCGUACCAGAGGUGCCACCAGGCUGAAGCUCUGGCAUUAGCUUCCUCCCAGAGCCAUGCAGUAGGGAGAGAAAGCCCCAGUGCAAUCAUAGAGCAGGAUUUGGAAAAUAAAGACAUGUCAAAGGAAUGGUUUUUAUUUAAUGACAGCAGAGUGACGUUUACUUCAUUUCAGUCAGUCCAGAAAAUUACCAGUAGGUUUCCAAAGGAUACAGCUUAUGUGCUUUUGUAUAAAAGACAGAAUAUCACGAAUAGUUUAAGUGGUAAUGACUCAGCCAGUGGACUCUGGGUAAAUGGAGACCCGCCUCUACAGAAAGAACUGAUGGAUGCGAUAACAAAGGACAACAAACUCUAUCUACAGGAACAAGAGUUGAACGCUAGAGCACGGGCCCUACAAGCUGCAUCUUCCUCCUGCUCAUUCCGGCCCAAUGGAUUUGACGACAAUGACCCACCAGGAAGCUGUGGACCAACUGGUGGAGGGGGUGGAGGAGGAUUUAAUACAGUCAGUAGACUCGUAUUCUGAUCCUGAGUGUCCAAAAUGCACUGAACGCAAAACAUCCAAUCCUAUGACUGUUAAAAUGUCAGACUGUAACAAAUACCAGAUCUAUCUUCUAUUUUUCUUUUCAUUAGACCCUUAUCCUUUAAGAAAACACACUCAGUGUUUGUUUUUAUUUUCUUGACAAUACAUUUGUUAACAAAAUGCAUCAUGGGAAAAAAAUCUACCUCUUAAAAUUCCAUUUGCUUUUAUGGUUAGACAUGCUUGACCAAAAAUUUUCAGAGGAAAAUAAAUACCUGGUCCCUAAUUAAGCUGCAUUAAAUUUAGUAGAGGCAUUUAAAUGAUCCUAAUCGUCAAUCUUAUUAAACAAAAGGUAUUAUUCAUUUAGCAUCUUUAUGAAAGAAUUGAUUUUAAAGGU